Molecule: messenger RNA, 1323 nt
Organism: Cladophialophora yegresii CBS 114405
Lineage: Eukaryota; Fungi; Ascomycota; Eurotiomycetes; Chaetothyriales; Herpotrichiellaceae
Product: zinc finger protein
Exons: 2
Coding region: 1-1323 (440 amino acids)
Cellular component (GO): cytoplasm; nucleus
Molecular function (GO): zinc ion binding
Source: RefSeq, a predicted model, not a curated record
AUGGCAGAUGCUGAGGCUCCUUCUGUUGUACACGCAGACCCAAAUGAGACUGGGGUCUACGAGAUCGAGAGUUUAUGUAUGAAUUGUCGCGAUGAGGGUAUUACCAGAAUCCUCCCCAUAAAGAUCCCGUUCUUCAAAGAAAUCCUGCUCGAGUCAUUCUCAUGCGAUCACUGUGGUUGGAAGAACAACACGGUCAAGAGCGCAGGUGAGAUACAAGAGAAGGGGGCAAAGUUCACUUUUAGAUUGGACACCACAGGCGACCUUCAAAGACAGGUAGUCCGCAGUGAUACCGGCGUCUUCCGCAUUGAAGACCUUGGCUUGGAAAUGCCCCCUGCGCCGGGUCAAUUCACGAAUCUCGAGGGCUUGAUCUCGAAGAUCAAGACAGACCUGGAGACUGAUCAGCCGGCCAGGAAAGAAACAAGCGUUGAACUAUACAAUGCUCUGCAAGCAAUCAUCGAGGAGCUGGAGAAAAUGCUUGAGGGAAGCGGAUUCCCUUUCACGGUCUCGUUGGAUGACAUUUCGGGCAACUCUUUCAUCGAGCCAUCCACCGAGGACAAAGGUGCCAAGUAUGUUCGCACCGAUUACCUGCGCAGCCAUCAACAGAAUGUACAGCUUGGCCUUGUGGUUGAUGAUGACGACAACGCCGACGGCAACGCCAUGGAAGGCGUCGACAUCGUUGACAACGAAGUUUAUGAACUCCACGCCGAAUGCCCUGCUUGUGGGAAACCAUGCACGGUAAACAUGAAGAAGACGAACAUCCCACAUUUUAAAGAAGUCAUCAUCAUGGCAACGGUAUGUGAACACUGCGGUUUCAGGACCAGCGAUGUGAAGACGGGUGGUGCAGUCCCCGAAAAGGGCAAGCGGAUUACUCUCGAGGUCAAGACGCUAGAGGACAUGUCCAGAGAUGUCCUGAAGUCAGAGUCCUGUGUCCUCAAGAGUCAUGACCUUGGGCUAGAGGUACAGCCUGGCACGCUAGGUGGUCGGUUCACCACGUUGGAGGGCUUACUUACUCAAGUUCGUGACCAGCUCCAUGGCCAGAUCUAUAACAUUGGAGAUGAAGAUCUUGCAGGAGGUGACUCCAUGACUGCCGACACGAAGUCAAGGUGGGACAGUUUUUUCGAUAAACUGGAUUCCGCCAUCAAGGCCAAGUUUCCUUAUUCCAUCACACUUGAAGAUCCCUUGGCAAACUCAUUUGUGCAGCUGAACGUGGAUUCUGGCGAAGACCCGCAAGUCAAGACAGAAGAAUACGAAAGGACCGAGGAGGAAAUGGAAGACCUUGGCCUGAAAGACAUGAAAACUGAGAACUACGAAAAUGACAACUGA